GGCGGGGGGGGGGGGUUGGUGGCAACUGCUGGAGGAUCCAGUAGCCCCAAAAGCAAGGGAGAGGAGGGACGUGCUCCGGGGCUCCCCCUAGCGCAGAGGCCCCCGAGGCUGCCCUGCUUGGUUUGCUCUCCAUCCCUGAGUCCGCUUGGCCAACAGGCACGCACCUGGCCCUGGGGGACUAUUUACUUCAGGAAGUGGGAGGCCUGUCCCACAGAUGUGCAGCCAUUCUGUGUGUUGUGACCCCACAAGGAGGCUGGCUAAGGAGGCCUCAUGAAGGUUUGGGGGCCCCAAUGCUUGAGAGUGCCAGCCAACGGGGCUCACAAAAGCUGGCAGGACUCAAGCAGGGCUAGCUGGUAUCUGGAAGGAUGGUUCCUGGGGGAAACUAAGCACAAGGCUGGAUCCUACCGGAGGCUGAAGCAGAUGACAGGCCUGGGUCAGCUCUGAGGGUAGCUCAGCUUUACAGCCAGGCUGGCAUGGAGGGCUGACUGGCUGGGGUGGGGCGGUGGGGUGGGGGGGAGCUGAGACCUGAGAGUAAUGAGGAUUUUUUUUAAGCUCACCUCCCACUUGGGUCUGCAGGGCCUGGCAGACUCUGCCCCCUGGUGGCCAUCAGAAGUCAUGGCUCAGGCCUCCUGUUUUCAGAUGGACCAUCAACCCUAAUAAUCUGGCUUCUAAGAGACAUUAGUGAUUAGAAAAGAGGGCACAAGUGGUCCAGAAUAGAAAAGUCAGAGGCGCAAGUUGCAUAGGCCUUGCCGUCAUUAGAUAACCCUCAGAGUGACCAUCAGAUGCUCUUAAUUAUUCUCCAGGCCUUUGCUUCCUCCUCUGUUGCAUGGAAUGAAAGCUGGAUGUGGGACCCUUCUCCAGCCAAUCCUGGCAGCUCAGGCCUACAGCACAGAGCAGGAAGGCUCUGGAAAACAGGUCCCCUCUAGGCACAGUUAUGUGGCUCUGCCCUUGUGAUCUUAGACUAAUCUGUGGCCUUCUUCUAGUCCUGUGUGCUAAUCUGGAAAAACGAAAUUAAACCAUUUACCUCGUGUGAAGUUGUGAAAGAGGAAAUCGCUCCAUUUUACACAUAAGUAAGGUUCUUAGUGCAACUGCUUCUUUUGAGUCUAGCUACCCAAACCUCCUAGCUUGGAGACACUGAGGUGGAAGGAUGACCUCCCCAAAACAGAAAUCAUCCCUCAGUUUGUGAACUCCAUCAAGAGGAGGGUGGGGGAACAUGUCAACAGAGGCUGAUGGGAACUCCUGAUGUUCAUAGAGAUGGAACUUGGAUUUGGAGACCACACAGCUUGGAGACCCCACUGUCCCUGGCCUAAUCGACAGCCUGCCCUGUGGCCAACCCUGGCAGCCCUGGCUCUGCUGAGCAGCGUCACGGAGGCCUCUCUGGACCCUGCACCCCGCAGCCCUGCCGCCCGCGAAGGCCCCGCGCCCGUGCUGGCGCCCCCCACGGGUCCCCUCCCGGGUAGGGGGACGCUCGGCGCAUUGGUGCGGCAGCGCAAGAACCCGGCGGCCGCCGCCACGGUCUCCGCAACCUGCGCCACCGCCGCCCGAGUCCCCGCCGCGGUCACUGCCCGCGGCCCCCCGAGAGGGCCGCGCGGCGCGCGCGGAGCCCCGGGAGGGCCGGCCGGCGGCGGCGGGGGCGCGGAGCUGCCGCCUGCGCUCGCAGCUGGUGCCGGUGCGCGCGCUCGGCCUGGGCCACAGCUCGGACGAGCUGGUGCGGUUCCGCUUCUGCAGCGGCUCCUGCCGCCGCGCGCGCUCCCCGCACGACCUGAGCCUGGCCAGCCUGCUGGACGCCGGCGCCCUGCGGCCGCCCCCCGGCUCCCGGCCGCUCAGCCAGCCCUGCUGCCGGCCCACUCGCUACGAGGCCGUCUCCUUCAUGGACGUGAACAGCACCUGGAGGACCGUGGACCGCCUUUCCGCCACCGCCUGCGGCUGCCUGGGCUGAGAACGCGCGCUCCACCCGCAUCUCUGCCCGGCCUGGGGUCCCGACUCCCCCGGGCCAUCAGCUAGAGAUGCGAGGCCGCUGAGAUGAAGGGCCAAGGGCCCUGCCGCCGAUCCCAGCCCUGCGGACACCCGAGACCGCACCUAUGGAGACCGAAGGGCGGACUUCUCCCAGCCGCUGGCACGGGUCAUCCUCUGGAGAAUCCAGCCACGGCUCCAGGCCCUAAGGAACAGAAUUUCCAGGAGACACAUUGCAGUCACAUGGCUGAAAAGCGCCUUGUGCUGGAGCUUGUACUU
Perognathus longimembris pacificus (Pacific pocket mouse) is the source of this 2232-nucleotide messenger RNA. RefSeq names its product artemin (gene Artn). Gene Ontology annotation, molecular function: growth factor activity; receptor tyrosine kinase binding; glial cell-derived neurotrophic factor receptor binding. The transcript is spliced from 3 exons. NCBI's taxonomy places the organism in Eukaryota, Metazoa, Chordata, Mammalia, Rodentia, Heteromyidae. The coding region runs from base 1243 to 2004 and encodes 253 amino acids. The record is from RefSeq and is a predicted model, not a curated record.